UAUUCAAAAGUCAAAUCUCAAUCUCAAGUAAUCUGACGUCUGCUAUCACAAGCUCUAGAAGUUACGAAUUUCAAGUUUAAUUUUGUCGGAACGUUUGAUCAAAGCCAAUAUUCAUUUAAUUAAUUUUACACCUCUCAUUUCUUUCAAGUGUUGUGAUUUAAAUAUUUUAUUGCACGAUUCAGUAAAGUAUAAGGAUUCCUAACCUACAAAAAAGUUUUGCAUCUAUUGUUUUUCUAUUUUGUUGGUUUUUGCUGUGGUCAGGAAUGGGAGGACAAUUCUUGUAUUAAAAAUUCUGAUUCCUAGUUUCUUUUUUACUUGAUACUUUUGAAGCGCUAUCGUAUCUUUUUGCAAAGCUAUAUAAUUACGUAUUUUAAGUUUAAUCUUGUACAAUGAGCCUUAAAUUCAAGUUUGCAAUUGAUAGAGGAGGAACUUUUACUGAUGUAUUUGCUAAAUGCCCUGAUGGCAAAACCAGGCAGCUAAAAUUAUUGUCAGUUGAUCCAAGCAAUUAUCCUGAUGCUCCCCGAGAAGGCAUUCGACGUAUUCUGCAAGAGGAAACAGGAAUCGAUAUGCCCCCUUCAGAGAAAAUAGAUGGCGACUUCAUAGAGUGGAUCAGAAUGGGCACCACAGUUGCAACUAAUGCUCUCCUGGAGCGGAAGGGUGAAGACAUGGCUCUAUUGAUCAACAAAGGCUUCAAAGACCUUCUAUUCAUUGGAAAUCAGGCUCGUCCGAAAAUAUUUGAUCUAGAAAUAAAUACACCAGAAGUUCUUUACAAGAAAGUGGUGGAGGUGGACUGUCGCGUGGUUCCCGAUCAAAGUCGUUGUGGAAUGAAUCAUAAUUGGCCUGCCACCAAUGGAAUAACCGGUGAAAAACUUUUCCAAAUGAAAUCCUUAGAUAAGGAUAAACUAUACAGCGACCUUGUGCAGUUGAAGGAAGAGGGAAUUAAGAGCAUUGCUGUCGUGCUUAUGCAUUCUUACAUGCACAUAGAUGAUGAGUUGGCUGUGGGUGAAAUUGCAAAAUCGGUUGGAUUCGAUCACAUCUCGUUGUCACAUCAAGUGAUGCCAAUGUCAAGAAUUGUUGCUAGAGGGUUCACAGCAUGUGCAGAUGCUUACUUGACCCCUCAUAUAAAAAAAUAUGUCAGGAGUUUUGCGUCGGGAUUCAAAAACAACCUGGACGGUGUGAAUGUGUUAUUCAUGCAAAGUGAUGGUGGACUCACACCGAUGGAAGUUUUUAAUGGAUCGAGGGCUAUAUUGUCCGGUCCUGCGGGAGGAGUAGUAGGUUACGCAAUGACUACUCCCGGAAAUCAGCCAGUGAUUGGUUUUGAUAUGGGUGGCACUUCGACAGAUGUUAGUCGUUAUUCUGGAACUUACGAGCAUGUGUUCGAGUCCACCAUUGCAGGAGUCACUAUUCAAGCACCGCAGUUGGACGUGAACACAGUGGCGGCAGGCGGUGGGUCUUGCUUGUUCUUCCGUUCGGGCCUGUUCGUGGUGGGACCGGAGAGCGCCGGCGCCCACCCUGGCCCCACCUGCUACCGCAAGGGAGGCCCACUCACCGUCACCGACGCCAACCUCUGUCUCGGUCGCCUGCUGCCUGAGCUCUUCCCGAACAUAUUCGGGCCCGACGAGAAACAGCCGCUCGACAAGGAGGCUACAGUACACGCUUUCAAUGAACUCACCAAAGAGAUAAACGAGUAUUUGAGGACACAAAGUCAUGACCAUGAAGAAUUGCCUGUAGAGGAGAUUGCAAUUGGUUUCAUUCGUGUAGCAAAUGAAGCGAUGUGUCGACCUAUUCGUGCUCUCACCCAGGCAAAAGGCUACGACACUAGAGACCAUGUGCUGGCAUGCUUUGGAGGAGCGGGAGCUCAGCACGCAUGCGCAGUAGCCAGAUCACUGGGCAUGUCACGUGUUGUGGUGCACAAGUAUGCCGGCAUUCUGUCUGCAUAUGGAAUGGCAUUGGCUGAUGUUGUUGAGGAACUUCAGGAGCCAUGCGCCAAACCUUACAACCAAGAGAACUUCAAAUAUGUUGAUGAGAGACUUUUGGCGCUAUCCAUUCAAAGCAGAAAAAAGCUGAUCAGCCAGGGCUUCAGAGAUGAUCAGAUAAUCUGUGAGCCCUACCUGCAUCUGCGUUAUGAAGGUACGGAUUGUGCUCUUAUGGUAUCACCCUCAAAAAGUAAUAAAAACAUUAAUGAAGGACCAGAUCAUGGUGACUUCGAAUCAGCUUUCCUUCAGAAGUACCAAUUAGAAUUCGGCUUCACAAUACCAAAUCGAGAAAUCAUUAUCGAUGACAUUAGAAUUCGUUCAGUUGGUAAAUCACACCUGGAGAGUGAUUCUUACAUUGAAGAUGCUACUGGACUUCCUAUUGUUGAUAAGAUGACUGAAGUCUACUUCGAAGACGCAGGAUUCUGUCCAACAAAAGUCUACUUGUUCUCCAAUCUGCAAGCGAACCACUCGAUCGAAGGACCAGCCAUAAUAAUAGACAAUCUGUGCACUAUUCUCGUGGAACCAGACUGUACCGCUGUGAUCACCAAGAGCGGAGACAUCCAGAUCGACAUCGGAUCUGGCAAAAGGAAGAAAAUUGGAACAGAACUGGAUUCGGUUCAACUCAGCAUAUUUUCGCACAGAUUCAUGAGCAUUGCUGAACAAAUGGGCAGGAUUCUGCAGAGAACCUCAAUCUCCACUAAUAUCAAAGAGCGAUUGGAUUUUUCGUGUGCCUUAUUUGGUCCUGACGGUGGUCUGGUGUCCAACGCCCCUCACAUUCCCGUUCAUCUGGGUGCUAUGCAAGAAACAGUCCAAUAUCAGAUGACUGUCCUUGGAAACACGAUUGAAGAAGGCGAUGUUAUUCUUUCAAAUCAUCCGAAGGCUGGAGGGUCGCAUUUGCCCGAUUUGACUGUCAUCACUCCAGUGUUUUACAAAUCAGAGAAGAGACCAGUAUUCUUCGUUGCUAGCCGAGGUCAUCAUGCAGAUAUCGGUGGAAUUACUCCCGGCUCAAUGCCACCUCACUCCAAAUCGCUCCACGAGGAGGGCGCUGCUUUCAAGAGUUUCUUCCUUGUCAAGAAAGGUGUUUUCCAAGAGGAGAAAUUGACGGAAGCUUUCAUGGCACCUGGAAAAAUUCCCGGCUCUUCAGGCUCUCGGAAUUUGAGAGAUAAUAUUGCGGACCUCAAAGCACAAAUUGCAGCUAAUCAAAAGGGAAUAAAUUUGGUGCGUGAACUGAUUGACUACUACGGACUAGAUGUUGUUCAAGCUUACAUGUGCCAUAUUCAAUCCAAUGCUGAGCUUGCAGUGCGCGACAUGCUGAGAGAUAUUGGCAGAAGAACUUUUGAAAAAACUGGAAAAAGUGUGCUUCAUGCGUCUGAUUUCUUGGAUGAUGGAUCCAAAAUAAAUCUCACCGUUCAUAUAAACACGGAAGAAGGAUCUGCUGUUUGUGAUUUCACGGGCACAGGAUUUGAACUUUGGGGGAAUUGCAAUGCACCCAGAGCCAUCACACUGUCAGCUCUCAUCUAUUGCCUCAGAUGUAUGGUGGGCCAUGACGUACCUCUCAAUCAGGGUUGUCUGACACCAGUAAAGGUAGUAAUCCCUCCGGGCUCGCUUCUGGACCCCUCGGACGACGCCGGUGUGGUGGGGGGAAACGUGCAGACUUCUCAGCGAAUCGUCGACGUCGUUUUCAGGGCGUUCAACGCGUGCGCCGCGUCGCAGGGCUGCAUGAACAACAUCACCUUCGGCCAAGAACAAGAUGGCUGGGGAUACUACGAAACUGUUGCUGGGGGAGCUGGAGCUGGCCCCACAUGGAGUGGAAGAAGUGGUAUACAUACACAUAUGACAAAUACUCGAAUCACUGAUCCUGAAGUGUUGGAAAGAAGAUAUCCUGUCAUUUUGAAAAGAUUUAGUCUGAGAAAUGGUUCAGGUGGUAGAGGAUAUUUCAAUGGGGGCGACGGAAUCAUCAGAGAACUGCUAUUUAGAGCCAACAUAACUUUGUCUGUUCUCACUGAAAGGAGGGUCUUUGCACCUUAUGGUUUGAAAGGGGGUUCGCCUGGUGCAAAAGGUCUGAAUCUCCUUUUCAAAGCCGACGGUCGAAUUGUGAAUUUGGGAUCUAAAACAGCCGUUGAUGUUGGACCAGGGGAUGUAUUUCAAUUGAACACGCCAGGAGGCGGUGGAUGGGGCAGCGAAGCAGACCGGGUAUUUGAAGACGAAGCAGACAUGGUAUCUUCACAAGAGAAGCAAAGCUCUCCUGCCAAAUUUACAGAGAGGGGAAGUGUCUUUGAAUAUAGACAAGCUCAAGAAUCUGUAUGAACGACAACAUUUCGAAAACUCACAAAAAUAUUAGAGUAUCCUGUAACUUGAUCACUAUAUACCAGCAUUACCAAACUGUUUAACUCUACUAUAUUUUUGAAUUUAAGAGAAUACCGUUUAUUUUUAUAGGAUAUAUUAGUGAAGCAAUAAAGUUCAAUAACCAAUUAAAUAUUAAAAA
Messenger RNA from Nilaparvata lugens (brown planthopper), 4461 nucleotides. Its product is annotated as 5-oxoprolinase. The record is from RefSeq and is a predicted model, not a curated record. Gene Ontology annotation, biological process: glutathione metabolic process. Gene Ontology annotation, molecular function: 5-oxoprolinase (ATP-hydrolyzing) activity. NCBI's taxonomy places the organism in Eukaryota, Metazoa, Arthropoda, Insecta, Hemiptera, Delphacidae. Gene Ontology annotation, cellular component: cytosol.